ACGAUCCACGCGUGUCCAUCCUGCUUGGCGAACUAUCGAUUAUCUGCCUGUGCUAAGCAACGGGAAAGAGAGGGAAAAAAAAAAAAGAUGUCGAAUAAAUGUCUAUGAUUAUCAAUUAUAUUGCCUUUUGGGGAUCGUUUUGCGGUACUGACAAGCUUUCCGGAUCUGCAGCCUUUCUUCGUGGAAGAAUUUUGCAUUUGUAGUGGAGAGAAGAGGUACAACACAGUGAAGGUUCAUGGAACAGUCCGAGCAGGCUGCCCCCGAGUCGGGGUCCCAGGAGGUGAACCCCGUCUUCAUGCAGCAGCUCCGAGAGCUCGACAUCCCAGAGGAAGCAGCCAAGCAGGCUCUUCUGCGCACAAGGAAUGUGUCGGCUGAAGAGGCGGCUAUGUAUUACUUCAACAAGCUAGAGAAUGAGGAGGAAGGGGAUGAAGAUCUCUGGUUUAAGAUGGUGUUUGUUGUCAACAUGGAGCUGUCCAUGGGAGUCGGGAAGGUGGCUGCUCAGGUGGGUCAUGCUGCUGUAGGGUUGUACCAGGCUCUGCAGGAGAAAAACAGCUGGAGGGAGAUGGCAUGGAAGUGGGACCAAGCAGGAGCGAAAAAGGUUGUGGUCCAAGGCACAAACAUGGCUCACCUGCUGGAGCUGCAGGCCCUGGCCAUGAGCCUCAGCCUGCCCACCUACCUGGUGCAGGAUGCGGGGAGGACUCAGGUUGAGUCUGGAUCCCGCACAGUUUUGGCAAUCAUUGGUGAAGAGGAAAUGGUCAACAAUGUUUCCGGAAGCCUGAAACUGCUUUGAAAACACUCCUGGCCACUGCGGAGGCAAACUGCAUCGGCAGAGCCGAACAACAGGGGGCGGUAAUGAGUUUCAGCAGGAGCGGCUGGGCAUGCAGAGUGUUAACUACAGCCAUUUAUUUUUCUCUCUCUUCUCUUUCCGAGUCACUGUCUGGAGGUCAUGGGAGGUGCUGCUCAGUCCCUGAGAACCUGGUUUAAACCGGGAUGUGUUGUUACAUGUGAUUAAAAAACUUGGCAGCAGGAGAGGUCCUGAGCAAGGAGUAAUAGCUUCAUUAAAUGACAAAGAACUGACCCAUGACCCCCCCCAC
Molecule: messenger RNA, 1094 nt
Organism: Polyodon spathula (Mississippi paddlefish)
Lineage: Eukaryota; Metazoa; Chordata; Actinopteri; Acipenseriformes; Polyodontidae
Product: probable peptidyl-tRNA hydrolase 2
Exons: 7
Coding region: 236-790 (184 amino acids)
Cellular component (GO): cytosol; mitochondrion
Molecular function (GO): peptidyl-tRNA hydrolase activity; protein binding
Source: RefSeq, a predicted model, not a curated record